AUGGCCAAGACUCUCGUCCUGGAAGUGGGCGGCGGCAGCACAGGCGGAGACGCCAGCAGCCAACGCAGCGGCGGCGGCGGCGAAGGCGGGGAGGCGCCGCCGCCUGCUAGCACGGUUAUCGGCUAUGCUUCGCUGUCCGUCACGCAGCCCGCCGCGCUGCUGCCGCCCCCCUUCCCCUCAUCCGCGCCCCACGGCCUCUACCUAGACGCGCUCGCCGUCGACCCCUCGCGCCGCCGCGCGGGCGCCGGCCGCGCGCUGCUCCGCGCGUGCUGCGACGUCGGGCGCAGGUGGGGCGCGCGCGGGCUGUGGCUGCGGGCGCGGUGCGGCAACUACGCCGCGCUCGCGCUGUAUCGGUCGGAGGGGUUCAGGACGGUGGCGGUCGUGGGCCCGCCGUGGCGGAGGGAGAACCUCAUGCGAAAGGAGCUGCCCGCGCGGCGCCGCGCCGGACCGCCGUCGGCAGCGACGGCGGCAGCGGCGGCGCCGGCGGCGGCUGGGGGGCCCGCGUCGAGGCGGGCGGGGGACGGCGGGGCGGCGCGCGGCGAGGGUUCGGCCGUGGCGCGGCGGAGCCGGGUGUACGUGUGGGGCGCUCAGGAGGAGGAAUGA
Messenger RNA from Monoraphidium neglectum, 603 nucleotides. RefSeq lists its product as hypothetical. The coding region runs from base 1 to 603 and encodes 200 amino acids. Gene Ontology annotation, biological process: mitotic sister chromatid cohesion. The transcript has a single exon. Lineage: Eukaryota; Viridiplantae; Chlorophyta; Chlorophyceae; Sphaeropleales; Selenastraceae. Gene Ontology annotation, molecular function: N-acetyltransferase activity. Gene Ontology annotation, cellular component: cytoplasm; NatA complex. The record is from RefSeq and is a predicted model, not a curated record.